CCUACCAUUCUCACUGCACAUGCGCGGCUCAGGGAGCGUGCAGUGCGGCGAUCACCGGGGACAUGUACACUGAUUAUCAGGGCACUGAUUAUCAGUGUGCCCUGAUGAUUAGUGUGGCCCCAGAAGUGCCACCUGUCAGUGCUCAUCAGUGCCACGUGCCAGUGCCCAUCAGUGCCACAUCAAUGCCACAUAUCAGUGCAUACCAGUGCACAUCAAUGCCACAUAUCAGUGCCCAUCUGAGCUGCCUUUCAAUGUCACCCAUCAGUGCCAGUCAGUGCCACCUAUCAAUGCCAAUCAGUGCCACCUAUCAGUGCUGCCAAUCAGUGCCACCUAUCAGUGCCAGUCAGUGUCGCCUAUCAGUGCACAUCAGUGCCAGUCAUUGCCGCCUAACAGUGCCAGUCAGUGCCGCCUAACAG
This is a messenger RNA of Staurois parvus, 416 nucleotides long. NCBI's taxonomy places the organism in Eukaryota, Metazoa, Chordata, Amphibia, Anura, Ranidae. The record is from the annotation of a GenBank genome assembly.